Photinus pyralis (common eastern firefly) is the source of this 1292-nucleotide messenger RNA. RefSeq names its product ubiquinone biosynthesis O-methyltransferase-like. Lineage: Eukaryota; Metazoa; Arthropoda; Insecta; Coleoptera; Lampyridae. The record is from RefSeq and is a predicted model, not a curated record. Gene Ontology annotation, molecular function: 2-methoxy-6-polyprenyl-1,4-benzoquinol methyltransferase activity. The coding region runs from base 475 to 1236 and encodes 253 amino acids. The transcript has 4 exons. Gene Ontology annotation, biological process: ubiquinone biosynthetic process.
AGCAGUCAAUAGUCUACAGUUUAUUUGAUAUCAGUAUAAGUUCUCUCUUUUAACAUGCCUAUAUUAACAGCCGUCUUGCUAUUGUCGUCCAACAUUACUUCAACUUAUGAGUGUUAAACCUACCAUACGAUACUUCAUAGAAGUAUAAUGAUAACGCUUGAUUGUAAAGGGAAUAGCUAAGGCUAAGAUAGACAAUACCCAUGUUUUGCCAAUAUAAUUGGUGUUAUAUAAAUGCCGAGUUUAUCACAAAGGUUUAUAAAACAAACUUUGGUUCGUCUGAUACUGUGUUACAAUAUAAACGAGUGCCUACUCAAAGUUUAAGUGUUUCGGCAUAUGCACGCUUGUACAGAGUAUCUAUAAUUGUUAUAGUACCGUGACAAGGGCGUAAUCUUAUCAUAUCAAGUCAGAAAUUUCCAGUGACAAUCCGUAGAUUUAAGUAGUAGGGAAGAUUUGAUAGCGUCUACAGUUCCAGAAAUGCCAACUUUAGACGUACCCACCGCAGAUGUUCCUCACAACGCUUUUUAUUCUAAGUAUAAGUCCGGAUGGUGGGAUUUAAAUUCAGUGAUGAGGCCCCUAAUACAAUUAAAUCAACUUGACUUGGAAUACAUUAAAGGAGUCUUAUUUGAAAAAGAUAUAAUCAAAGGAUACGAAGGCUUCCAGUUCCGCGAUAAACUGCGUAUCUUAGAUGUGGGUUGCGGAGGGGGUCAUUUGACCGAAUCCCUGGCAAGAGCUGGUGCUGACGUUUGCGGAAUCGAUGUUAACAGCGAUGCAAUAGAAUCGGCCAAAGAUCAUCUUUUAUUAGACCCUUGUUUGAAGAAUGUUAUUUACCAAUGGGAUAGUAUUGAAAAUCAUUGCGUAAAAAACGCGGAGCAGUACGACAUCGUUAUAGCAAAUAAUGUGCUGCAUCACGUCAAAAAUCAUGAUGUAUUCGUAAAGAGCUGUGUGAAAGCCGUCAAACCAGGAGGUCUUAUAUUUUUCAGCAGUUUUAGUAAAACCUUCGAGUCAUGGUUGAGGAUUAUAGUAGUCGGCCAAACAAUUACCCGAACUUUUCCUUACGACACUUUUCAUUGGGAUAAAUUUGUAAAUGAUUUGGAUGUUGAAAAAAUGUUACAGGAAGCCGGGUGUAAAACUGAAGGAAGUAGAGGAAUAUACUAUGAUAUAUUUUCGGCAUAUUGGAGAUGGAAUAAUAACACAAACACGAUGUAUAUGAUGCAUGCGACUAAACCUACCUUGUGAGUUUAGUCGAUUUAUGUUUGAAAAUUAACACUUCUAAUAAAUGGCUUUGAAAUCCA